AGUUGACCCCCUCAGUACUCUCUUUCUUCAUCCACUCACAAACCAUGGCCACCCUACCCCUCUCCCCUCUCCUUUUCUUCGUCACCAUCUCAUCUCACCUCGCCUCCUCAACUGCCGCCAGCGCCCACUACCUCGAGGCUGCAUGCAACGUGACGCGGCACCGCGCCCUCUGCAUGCGCUCUCUCGAAUCCUUCUCCCACUCAGCAGCCUGGAAGCAGAAGAACCCGUCCUGGUGGGCGCGCGGGGCGGUCGCCGUCACGCUGACCGAGGCCAACGACAUCGGCCGCUACCUCGCAAAGAUGAAGCAUGGCGGAAGGACGCGAGGGGGGAGGGCCGGAAGGGCGAUGGCGGACUGCGUCGAGUGCUUCGGGGAUGCAGUGGCGGAGCUCCGCAGCUCUCUCGGGGAGCUCCGGCGGCUGGAGAGGGGGACGUUCGAGUACCAGAUGAGUAACGUGGAGACCUGGGUCAGCGCAGCGCUCACCAACCAGGAUACUUGUCUUGAUGGGUUUGGUGGGUACAAGGGGAAGGAGGUGGGGGAGGUGAAGGCUAAGGUCCUGAAUGCUACGUAUCUCACUAGCAAUGCAUUGGCUCUGGUUAAUAACCUGGCGUCUUCUGGAGCCUGGAGGAAUUAGCUAAUGAUAUCUUAAGAACUACUAUAUAUCUUGAUCAAGAGGAUAUACUAGCCUUUAUGCUUAUGCCUUCAUGUUGUAUACAAAGGUGCAGUCGUUGGAUGCUGGGAAUAUAUGGUUCUGAGGAGAAUAGUGAUGCUGUGAUCUACGUUACGUUUUAAUUGGAGAAUUAAGAUAUAUAUAUGGUAAUUGUGCUAA
Messenger RNA from Phoenix dactylifera (date palm), 827 nucleotides. NCBI's taxonomy places the organism in Eukaryota, Viridiplantae, Streptophyta, Magnoliopsida, Arecales, Arecaceae. The record is from RefSeq and is a predicted model, not a curated record.